This is a messenger RNA of Cajanus cajan (pigeon pea), 2052 nucleotides long. The record is from RefSeq and is a predicted model, not a curated record. NCBI's taxonomy places the organism in Eukaryota, Viridiplantae, Streptophyta, Magnoliopsida, Fabales, Fabaceae.
AUGCGUUUUCGGAGCCCAAGGGGGAAAAUUUUUGGGAUUCCUGAUUACUUCUCGGGGGAUAGAAGCAAAUCCGGACAAGAUGCCCGAUGUGAACAAGCUUUCUUGGAUUUCAAAAACUUCUUGAGUUCACCUCCUAUCCUAACCAAACCUCAGAGCUGUGUCGAUCUCUUGUUAUACCUGGCUGUUGCUGAUAAUGCCAUCAGUGCAGCACUCAUGCAAACCGAUGGUAAGACACAAACUCCUAUUUAUUUUAUCAGUCGCGUUUUGCAACCCACUGAACAGAGAUAUCAAACUAUUGAGAAAUUGAUCCUAGCCUUAAUAACCUCGGCUCACCAACUUCGGCCAUAUUUCCAAGCUCAUCAAAUCGUGGUCAAGACCGAUCAUCCCAUUAAGCAGAUACUUCGGAAGCCCGAUCUCGUGGGUCGGAUGACAGCCUGGUCAAUUGAACUAUCUGAAUACGGAAUCAAAUAUGAAAGCCGAGGAGCGUUGAAAGCCCAAUGUCUUGCUGAUUUCGUAGCCGAGCUCACGCCUAAUAUCCCAUUGGCAGAUCAGUGUUGGAUUUUACAUGUGGAUGGCUCGUCCAACACCAAAGGCAGUGGUGCUGGGAUUAUCCUUGAAGGUCCUAAUGAUAUGAUGAUUGAACUUGCGAUUAAGUUUGACUUCCGAGCCACUAACAAUCAAGCAGAAUAUGAAGCUCUCAUUGCAGGUUUAAGGUUAGCAAAAGAUGUUGGCGUCAAGAAGCUCAGAUGUUGCAGUGAUUCCAAAUUAAUUACUGAGCAAGUCGGGGGAAGAUACCAAACAAAAGAACCACAGCUCCAAAGGUACAAUCUUAUGGUGUCCCAUUUGACCUCUUCUUUUGAACAUUUUCAGAUAGAGCAUGUUCCAAGGGCACACAAUGUCAGAGCUGAUCUACUAUCCAAAUUAGCCAGCACAAAACGUCUAGGAUUACAUAAAACGAUUAUUCAAGAGAUAAUUAACACACCAAGCUAUGAUCUUGUAGCAGUUCUGGCCAAUAAUCCUGGUCAGUCCAGUUGGAUGUCAAGUAUUUGGCAAUAUCUCACAGAUGGUACUUUACCCAGCGAUAAAGUUGAAGCUUCAAAGAUCAAAGCCAAAACUUGCCAUUUCACACUUGAAGCUGAUGAACUGUUUAAAAGAGGAUUCUCAGAACCCCUCUUGAAAUGCCUCAACUUGGAUCAAGCCGAGUAUGUGAUGGACGAGAUUCAUACACACAAAAAUGUGAAGCUUGUCAGAGAUUCGGUAACCUACAUCAGGAUUGAUUACUUCACCAAGUGGGUUGAAGCUGAACCGUUAGCGCGGAUUACAGCAGCAAAUGUGCAGCGUUUUACGUGGAAGAAAAUCAUUUGCAGGUAUGGCCUACCUCAAGCACUCACCACAGAUAAUGGCAAGCAGUUUGUAGAUAAAAAUUUUGAACAAUUCUUGGUGCAACUCGGAAUCAAGCAUAAAGUCACAUCAGUUGAACACCCGCAAACCAAUGGCCAAGCUGAGGCAGCAAAUAAAGUGAUUCUACGUGAACUCAAGAAGAGGCUAGGAUCUUCCAAAAGUGAUUGGAUUGAAGAGUUACCUAGUGUCCUAUGGGCAUAUCAUUGUACACCACAAACCACCACUCAAGAAACCCCAUAUAAGUUGCCCUAUGGGUCUGAUGCCAUGAUACCCGUAGAGGUUGGGGAACCAAGUCACCGAAGAAUGACUUUCGAUUCCACUCAGAAUAGCGAAGCCUUGCAAACUGAUCUCGACCUUGUUGACGAGAUCAGGGAGUGUGCCCGAAUUCAAGAAGAGGUGUGCAAGAUCAGAGCGGCAAGAAGAUACAACUCUAAGCUCAAACUGAGAUCCUUUCGAGAAGGAGACCUUGUUUGGAGAGCUGUGGGAGAAGCCCAGAAGGAAAUAUCUGCAGGUAAAUUUGCAGCUAAUUGGGAAGGUCCUUUCCGUAUUUCAGAAUGUUUACAAAAUGGUGCAUAUAGACUUACGGAGUUGAGUGGUAAAGUCAUCCCAAGGACUUGGAACGCCACUCAUCUGAAGUUUUACUAUAGUUGA